GCGCGGUCGCGAUAGUUAGCAUUGCUCGCGGAGACCAGCGUGCAGCAUGUCGACAGCUGCUGCUUCCGGCGACGAUUCAUGGCGAGCAAACAUUAUAGACGAUGACGCAGAAGUCGCCAAGCUCGUGCGGACCUUCCACAAGGUUGCGGUGCUGGGCAUCAAGACCGAGCGGCAGGCCGACCAGCCCGCGUUUUACGUGGCGGAGUACUUAAAAAGUGCGGGAAUUCAGGUGGUGCCGGUGCCGACCUACUACCCCGACGUCACGUGCAUCCUGGGGGCGCCCGUGUUCCGCACUGUGGCGGCGGCGGCGGCGGCCGAGGGAGCACUGGACUGCGUGGACGUGUUCAGGCGGCCCUCGGACGUGGAGGCCCACCUGCCCGACCUGCUGGCCGCCGCCCCCCGCCCCCGCGCCGUGUGGCUGCAGUCCGGCAUCCGCUGCCCGCCCGCCGAGGAGGCGCUGGCGCGGGCGGGCGUGCUGGUGGUGGCGGACCGGUGCCUCAUGGUGGAGCACCGGGCGGCGGCAGCCGGGGGCAGCAGGAUGUAGGCGGAGGCGGGAGGAAGCGCGUGCGUGAGUGUGCGGGCCUGUGCUUGGGGCCAGCGCGUCCUGCCUCGCCGCCUGGGGUGUGGCAGGUGGUGCCUCAAGCGGGUGGCAGCAUGGAGCUGUUAUGUUGAGGGAGUUUAGUGUCGGGGCGGAGAGAGGCAAACACCAGUGCUCGUGCGGGUUAGUGCCGGUUACAGCACCCGGUUGACUGUCAGUCUGUCACCAGCCGGUUUUGUUGCAUAAGGUUCCCAAAGAAAUUAUGGCAUAGAUGGGGCAAGUCUACAUACUAAUGAAUUCUUAUAUUGCCUUUAAAUCCUGCAUAAAGCGUGCGGCAUCGUUUAACCACCAUCGGGUGCGCGCUUAUCUUUGCCGGCAAUUGCUGCAAGCAUUGUCACAUUCAUUACCCUGUAACAUAAAUUGAC
This is a messenger RNA of Chlamydomonas reinhardtii, 963 nucleotides long. RefSeq lists its product as uncharacterized. NCBI's taxonomy places the organism in Eukaryota, Viridiplantae, Chlorophyta, Chlorophyceae, Chlamydomonadales, Chlamydomonadaceae. The record is from RefSeq and is a predicted model, not a curated record. The transcript is spliced from 4 exons. Bases 47 to 544 code for a protein of 165 amino acids.